UAAAUGUAAGCCCAAUAAAACAAGGCCCAAUAAACUCUCGUCAUCGUCUCAAUACAAAAUACAUACAUAUACAGUUUUACACACAACACAAAACAACUCUCCUCCAUCACGACUCCUAAACUAUGGCGAAUGCGGCAUCUGGUAUAGCUGUACAUGAUGACUGCAAAUUGAAGUUUUUAGAACUGAAGGCUAAAAGAACUUACCGCUCGAUUAUUUUCAAAAUUGAAGAGAUACAAAAGCAGGUCACUGUAGAAAAGGUUGGAGAUCCAGCUGAAAGCUAUGAAGACUUCGCUGCAAGCCUCCCUGCUGAUGAGUGUCGAUACGCUGUUUAUGAUUACGAUUUUGUGACCCAGGAAAAUUGCCAAAAGAGCAGGAUUUUCUUCAUUGCUUGGUCUCCAGAUACGGCUAAGGUGAGAAGCAAAAUGAUUUACGCAAGCUCCAAGGAGAGGUUCAAGAGAGAGCUUGAUGGUAUUCAGGUAGAGUUGCAAGCCACUGAUCCUACUGAAAUGGACAUGGAUGUGAUUAAAAGCCGAGCUGCCUGAGCUGUCUAUUUUUUCCGGUGGUUCUAUGCCUUUCACUAAUGUUGAAUGUCUAUAUAUGUUGUGUGGAACUUAGUAGGUGUUUAGGUAUAGUAUCGCUCUUAUCUGUGGAACCUUUUCCUUGUCGAAUAUUUCAGAAUCUCAAGUAUGUUAUAUACCAUGAAUGUUAUGUUUUCAUCUUCAA
Molecule: messenger RNA, 723 nt
Organism: Daucus carota subsp. sativus
Lineage: Eukaryota; Viridiplantae; Streptophyta; Magnoliopsida; Apiales; Apiaceae
Product: actin-depolymerizing factor 4
Exons: 3
Coding region: 123-542 (139 amino acids)
Biological process (GO): actin filament depolymerization
Cellular component (GO): actin cytoskeleton; cytoplasm
Molecular function (GO): actin filament binding
Source: RefSeq, a predicted model, not a curated record